Messenger RNA from Stylonychia lemnae, 744 nucleotides. The record is from the annotation of a GenBank genome assembly. NCBI's taxonomy places the organism in Eukaryota, Ciliophora, Spirotrichea, Sporadotrichida, Oxytrichidae.
AUGGAACCAACUUUAUUUAUGGCAAGAGUAGCUGAGUAAGGAGAGAGAUUCGAUGAUAUGUUUGAUUUCUUGAAGUAGUUUUUGUAAACUAAAAAUCACUUUACCCCUGAUGAAAGAAAUCUCCUCUCAGUGGCUUUUAAAAAUCUUGUAACUCCAAAGAGAACAACCUGGAGAACAAUAAUGGCAGUUGAAUAAUCUCAAAAGGCUUCUCAAAGCACUUAAAAUGCAAUUGAUGGGUAUAAGGCAGUAAUUGAGGAGAGAUUGCAUAAUAAUUGCCAAAGCAUUGUUGAUGUUCUUAGGAAUUCAGUGAUUUCAAGAGUAGAAAAAUAACUUGAAAAGGAGAAAACUCAUGCAGCCUUUGAAGAAAGAGCAUUCUUUCAUAAAAUGGUUGGGGAUUAUUUCAGAUAUGCCAGUGAAGCAAUUUCCUCGCAAGCCUCCAAAGAAAGACUUCCCAAGUUUAAAAAAGGUGCUCUUGAAUCAUAUAAAAAAGCGAUGGAGAUUUGCAAGAAAGGGUUGAAACCUUACAACUCAGUAGUUUUGGGAUUAGCUCUAAAUUUUUCAGUCUUCUAUUAUGAAGUUAUGGGCGAUCCAGCAAAAGCUUGUGAGAUCGCUAAAAAUCAACUAGAAGAGGCUCUUGAAUAAAUUGAUGAGUGUUCAGAAGAAAAUUUUCAAGAAGCUUAGUCGAUUAUAGAAUUGCUAAAAGAAAAUCUUAACAUCUGGGCUGAAGAAGUUGAAUUUGAAUGA